Galleria mellonella (greater wax moth) is the source of this 4967-nucleotide messenger RNA. RefSeq names its product innexin inx7-like (gene Inx7). Gene Ontology annotation, biological process: phototransduction. The record is from RefSeq and is a predicted model, not a curated record. Gene Ontology annotation, cellular component: plasma membrane; gap junction. Gene Ontology annotation, molecular function: gap junction channel activity. NCBI's taxonomy places the organism in Eukaryota, Metazoa, Arthropoda, Insecta, Lepidoptera, Pyralidae. The transcript has 8 exons. Bases 198 to 1451 code for a protein of 417 amino acids.
AUCGUCUUGAUAACUUACAUAUUCUGGCAGUGACAAGAAGACAAUUCGCACGUAAGCGGCUUAUGGUGCUGUUUUAAUUUGAAAGUGAUUGAAUAAAAAUCGAUUAUUGCGUGCAGUGUGUAUAUAAAUCAGUGGUCAGCCACUGGCUAGUUGCAAAAAAGCUUAUUCUCAGUUAAGGUUUCUUGCCAAAAGACACAAUGUUGCCAGCAACAGUAUCGACGUUGGUGCCGCGUUUGAAGUUGAACUUCAAGAAGCCGAAAAUAGAUAACUUCGUAUUCAAGCUACAUUACCAGUUUACAGUUACGCUCCUGAUAGCGUUUGUGAUCUUGGUCUGCGCCAGGGAACAGUUUGGGGAACAUAUCAGAUGCAUAUCCGGCGCUGGAGUGCCGGAGAAAGUGAUACAAACGUAUUGCUUCUUCAUGGCCACAUUUACGAUUGUACGACAUUACAAUGAAAGUCUUCUUCAAACUGGGUUCCUACCUCAUCCAGGAGUGGGACCUAUCUUGGAAAAUGAUGAGACUAUUCACCACAAGUACUACCAAUGGGUGCCGUUCUUACUCUUCCUUCAAUCUAUAGCUUUCUAUAUGCCUCAUUACAUAUGGAAGAAGAAGGAAGGAGGGAGAAUUAAAGCUUUGGUGGAUGGUCUGCAGUUUGCGAGUCUUUCGUUCCAAGAGGAGGAUAUAAAAGUUAACAAAGAUACGAUACCUUCGAAAAAAACUAUAGAAAAGAAGAUUGCACUCAUAAGAAAGGAUAUCAUUUUUAGGUUACGAGUUUCACGUACCUGGUCCGUAUGGAUGAUGGCGAUGGAGGUUGCAAAUCUUCUGCACGUGAUGUUUCAAAUUUGGCUAAUCAAUAGAUUUCUGAACGGAGAGUUUAUUGGUUUAGGGCCGAAAGUCCUCUCUUUUAGUGAUUGGAACGAAAUCGCUGAUCCUUUGGAGGCUAUUUUCCCUAAGGUAACGAAAUGCUUGUUCCACAAGUACGGUCCCAGCGGCACGAUACAACAGCACGAUGCACUCUGCGUGAUGGCGCUCAACAUUGUACACGAGAAAAUAUACGUCAUACUGUGGUUCUGGCUGCUGUUUCUGUUUAUUGCUUCAGUGCUUGCUGUCAUUUGGCGCGCUAUGUCCUUUUAUCUGUACCGCCGUUCACUGAGGUUCAACGACGUAGUCUUCGGACAGGUGGUGUCCGGAAAAUUCAACCCUUAUAACGUGAUCAGGGUUGUCAACGGCUGCCAAUUUGGCGAUUGGUUGUUCCUGUAUUAUUUGGCUAAAAACAUGCAAGGAUUCCUCUUCCAGGAAUUAUACAAGACACUCGCCGAGGAAUUAGAGAAGAGAGACAUGCCUUUAGAUCAAAAUAUACCUGAAGAGGUCGGUGCACAACCGGUUUUGAUUGCCACCCAUGAGUACAGCGAUGAAACGUUACCACUUAAAGAUAUCAAGAAAGGUGCAUAAUAUAAGCUUAGAAAAGAAGAUGGAUGGGUCGACCCGGUAAACAUUUUGUUGUCAGCUGCCACCUACAGGGUCAAUGUUUUCUUAUUGGAAUUAAAAGAAUCCUAUCUCUCAAUUUGGAUCAAACAUUACAUAUUAACAAAUUUUCAUUACAAUUGGUUGAGCUGUUUUGGAGAUUAGCGUGAACGAAGAACGUGACACGGGAUUUUGAUAUGUUAGGAUAUUAUGUAGUAUAUAUAAUAUCAAUUAAUUGUUUAUUAUUUAAUUAGCAUUUUUCAGUGUAAAGAAGCAAAACUGUUUUAGUUUAGGUUAAUAGUUACUUUUAACUAAAGGUGACUACUUUGGACUAUCUUUCUUAGACUUAAAGGACUCUUUGUAGUGAAAAGUUCUCUCGAGCUGUUUUUCUUGCAGUACUAUUACUUUUAAUUGCGUUUCUUACAGUUGUAACUAUUUCUGACUGUUUUUCUUGUAGUCUAUAUUUUAUUUUAUAUAUAAUGUUAUUUUUUUUUAGUAUUUUAAAUUAUUUUGAUUGUAUUAUCUUGGAGUAAAAUUAUUUUAAAUAUUUUUAUACAGUCAUUAUUUUGGAUUGCUGUUCUUGCUCCCGAAAUUAUAUUUCAUUGCUUUUGUUGCAGUUAAAAUUUUUUUUGACAAUUGAGAAUUUUUACUAAAACGUAAUAUUAUAAUAAUAUAAGAUUAGUAGUGAAGGGUAUAUUAAAGGCAAUAGUGGUGUUCAAGACUGAGAAAAUUUUCUUAAGAAAUUAUUAAUUAUUGUAGGUUUGAAAAUAUUUUUUUUAACUUUUCAAAUAAAUCACGAAGUUACAUAAUUCAUUUGGCUAUAAAUUAAAACUAAAAGGAAAGGAUUAAUUUAUGACAAAAUUAAUAUAAAAGCUAUGUACAAUUUAGAAGAUAACACUCACACAAACAAUUUAAAAUUUUAGAAUUUUAAAAUUUUUUGCAUUUAGAUGCAAAAAAUUUUGCGAAACAACAUGAAAGCUAUUUUAUUAUGUUUCUUAAGAGAAAAUUUCUAUUUUUAUGAACAAUUUGUAUAAUUGACUGUAAUAUAACUACUUUACUGUGGCUGUGAAUGACAAAGUCUUGUAAAUACAGGUUGUUUAUUAUUGCUGAUAAGAUUGCUGGUUUUGUCAAAUUCUACAACAAGCUGGCUGGCCACCAUGGUUUUUUAUGACAUAAAAGAAGUAUUAACCCCAUCUAUUAUACGAGGUUUGUCCGGAAAGUACGUAUAAAAGUUUUUUAAAAAUUUUAUUUUUCAAUUAUUCAGGUAAAUCAAUUUUAUCCCCUUCAAAGUACUCCCCCUGUGACAUAAUGCACUUGUGCCAACGCCGUUUCCACUGUGAGAAGGCUCCUUGAAAGUCCUCUGGUUGUAGGUUUCUCAGCUGCCCCGUCGUAGCUUUUUUUAUCUCAUUUAUGUCCCCCAAAUGCCGCCCCCGAAGUACCAAUUUGGUUUUUGGGAACAAGAAGAAGUCACACGGGGCCAAAUCCGGCGAAUAGGGGGGGUGUUCGGUCACCGUAAUGGAAUUUUUACUCAAAAACUCACGGAACGAUCUUGGCGCAAAUUUUUUUCAUUUGAAGUUCGUUUCUUAGAAUUUCGUGGACCACGGUUUUGCCCAAAUUAAGCUCUUCAGCCACCUGUCUGACCGUUAAACGACGGUCCCCAUUAACACAAGUUCGAAUUCUUUCCACGUUUUCGUCGGAAUGUGAAGUGGAAGGACGUCCUGAACGUGGGUCAUCUUGAACGCUUUCUCGGCCCUCUCUGAAUCUUUUUAGCCACUUGUGGACGGUUGGUUCCUUCACAGCAUCAUCCCCAUAAACUGUUCUGAGAUCGGCAAAAAUUUCACGGCCAUUCUUGCCGAGUUUCGAGAGAAACUUGAUUACGACGCGCUGCUCUUCAACGGAAGCGGGCUCCAUGCCGACGGGGUUUCGUUAAGAGGUAACUUCACAGAUGGCGUGACAAGCCAGUUCGCACCGCACGGCGGUCAGACCAGAACUGAAGCAUUGUUAGGGACAUAAGGAAGGGGUCCUGCGCUUACCUGGCCUCCCCACUCCUCUUUCUCGCAUUCCAGAACACUUUUAUACGAACUUUCCGGACAGACCUCGUACUAUACUAGCAGGGUUCCAGUGAGGGAUGACUGGUGAGGAUGAUGUCAGGUCAGUUGGUCUAUCAUGACAAUUCGACAGGAAUUAACCACGAUGGUUUCCAGGGGUAAUGGCAUGGAAGUCGAUCUAAUGGGGAAUAUUGCUAUCCAUUGCUAAAUGGAGCUGUUAAACUUUAAUACUAACAAUCCUUGGAUGGUGCUUUGACUUCUUAUCUCCCCCCCCCCCCCACUACCUUUUAUGAUAUUUUGCGAAUGGAAUGGACAUAUUUUAAGAUAAUUUCGUCACCUAGAUGAUGUAUAAUAUAACUUUUGUUAUUUUAUUUAAGUAAUAAUAGGUAAAAAUGUUCUGUAUAUUUGACAGAGAUCAGAGGGAGAUUUUGAAGAAAAGUCAUUUGCUUGGGUACCUUUGUCUCAUUCGUGUUUCUACCGUGAUGCAGUUGUGUUUGCAUGGCUGUACAGGGUACAGAGGAAUAAAAUCUGAGUCCUCAGGAAUAACAACGCAUGGGGGGUAUCAUGGGUGAAACAGUACUCCGUUAUGUACUGCUCAUGUCUAUAGGCGACGGUUACUACUUUCCAUCAGGUGGGCCGUCAGCUUGUUUGCUAUUUUUAUUAUAUUAAGUUGCAUAAAAAAUAUUCAACAGUAAUAAAAAUAAUUUUGUAUACAAGAUAAUGUUUAACAAUAUAAGCGAUAUUCUUAAAAAAAAAUUAGACCUUAAUUAUAAAAAAAGUGUUAGUAUGCACUUACAAUAACGUACUAUUUUUAUAAUCAAAGUCAUGGAACCAGUAAAAAAGUAUUGUAAACGCAUUGAAUUAUAUUUAUUGUACUUAUAUAAUUAUAUAUACGUAAAUAUUAAUAUAUUUGUAAGCUAAUAAAUAAAUCCGUGCAGUGCAAUGAGAUUCGAUUGCAAAAAAUGGACAAAAUAGCUCAAAUUUAGCCUAUUUAAAAUUUAUGGAAUUGAUAGACAUAGUGUCAGUGCUCAAAAUAUUAUAGGUUCUAAAAAACAAAUGAAAAAGCGCCUUCAUUUUGAAGUAGCUUAAAAUGUGAUCGGAUUUUGGUGUUUUCGUCGAAUCCAUUCGAUUUAGACAGGUAUUUGUUAAGUACUUAUUAAAUUUCAUGCUAGUCUAAAUUUGUUUUUUUUUUUUUUAUAUAAUAAAAUAGGUAGUGUUAUAUUUACUGUUUCUUGUUUUAUUUCUUAUUACUUUUUUUUUAAUAUACAAUUAAAUAAAUCGAUAUAAAUUGUUAAUUUUAUACGGUGGCCUUAGUUAAUUAUACUUAAAAAUGUUUGCUCAUGACUUAAAAGUGUGUUGUAGGUACAUAGUUUUAGAACUGAAAUUUCGAUGUAGACGUCAUAAUAUGUUAAUUUAUAUUUUUCUUGUGGUAAUAAAGUAUAUUAUACAGUGUAAA